GCCGGGGGACGCGUGCGCAGUGCAGCCGCUCGGCUCCGCUCCUCUCCCGUUGCCUCUCCCUCUCCCUCCGGUGCCGAACCCGGGGGCAGCGCACGGGCGGCGGCCGUGGGCACGGGGCAGCGGACGGAGCUGCUCGACGGCGCGGAUGCCUGACCCGCUCCAGCCGUGCGGCUGCAGGAACGCUAACCGGGCUGCUCGGGUCACCCGCAGCCUGGGAGCAGCAGCGAGCAGCAGAAGAACCCCUGGAGCACGACCCACCCACGGCCACCGUGUAUGAGGCUGGGACGCAGUACGCAGGACCCGCGUCCGCAGAGCCACCCCUUCCGAUGUCCCGGCAUGAGACUUCUCCGACAACGGUGCAACCCGCCAGCAACCACCGCCCCAACGCCUGCUGCUUCUGCUGGUGCUGCUGCUGCAGUUGCUCAUGGAACGAGGACCGGGAGCGAGCGUGGAGGGCGUCCCGGGAGACCAAACUGGAGACCAUCCCAAACUGUGAAGCGUGCUCCAAACCCACCACGGAGGAGGUUCGGGGCUGGGCUCAGUCCUUUGACAAGCUGAUGAAGAGCCCGGCGGGUCGCAACGUCUUCCGGGAGUUCUUGAGGACUGAAUACAGUGAGGAGAACAUGCUCUUCUGGUUGGCGUGCGAGGAGCUCAAAACCGAAUGCAACAAACACACCAUCGAUGAGAAGGCCAGGACCAUCUAUGAGGACUACAUCUCCAUCCUCUCACCCAAGGAAGUGAGCCUGGAUUCUCGGGUGCGGGAGGUGAUCAAUCGGAAGAUGCAGGAGCCGUCCUCGCACACCUUCGACGACGCUCAGCUCCAGAUUUACACGCUGAUGCACAGAGACUCCUACCCUCGCUUCCUGAACUCUGCCAUAUACAAAUCGCUGCUCCAGAACGUCUCCCGCUCCUCCUCGGAGUCCUAAAGGCCGUGGGGACACCGGCGGGGACGCGGCACCAGGAGGGGGGGGGGGCGCACAGCCCGGCUCUCCUUCACCCCCCACCCCCCGUUUUUAGCUUUUUACCUGUGAGCCCUCGCUCUCAGGGC
Messenger RNA from Coturnix japonica (Japanese quail), 1048 nucleotides. RefSeq names its product regulator of G protein signaling 19 (gene RGS19). The record is from RefSeq and is a predicted model, not a curated record. NCBI's taxonomy places the organism in Eukaryota, Metazoa, Chordata, Aves, Galliformes, Phasianidae.